Messenger RNA from Pelagomonas calceolata, 1489 nucleotides. NCBI's taxonomy places the organism in Eukaryota, Pelagophyceae, Pelagomonadales, Pelagomonadaceae. The record is from the annotation of a GenBank genome assembly.
CUAUCGACGCUAAGGUGGCUCGAGCCAAAAAAAGUGAAGCCGACGUGUGCUGGCUUAGUCGGCCGCGUUUCAUAGAUUCGGGGCUGCGGGCAUCACCUCUACUGCUGUCACCACUGAGUCUGCAUCGCUAGCUGCAUGCACGCUCUCUAAACUCAAAAUAAUACACAGCACCACAGCUGCAAGCCGCGGCAACCCAAAUACAGCAUCCGUCGCGUCCGGCGGUUAUAAAUACAGCAGCCACCACAGCUGCAAGCGCCGCGGCCACCGCGCGCGCCAAACACAACAACGCGUCGCGUCAGGCGGUUCAUGAGCCGAGUCAGGCAGCGGAGUCCCCGCAACAGCGUCGACGGCGACGACGACAUGAGCACGGGGAGCGCGAGCCCGGCGCCGCUGCUGCCCUCGUCGACAAAAGACGUCACACCGAGCAAGGAGGGCUUCUCUCUACUCAAAGGCGCCUUACUCGCGGGCGUCGUCGUGCAGAACGCCGCCUUAAAUGUGACGGCGAGGUGGUCGAGGGUGGAAGCUUUGCAUCGGGAAGCGCGCGGCGAGUGCCACGCGUCGCCCGGCGCCGUCGUAUUAGUUAUUGAGCUCAUGAAGAUUGUAUUAGCUCUUGUACUCCUAGCAGUAGAAAUCAAAGGCAACCCAGUUAUCUCUGUCAUGAAAACAACAGUAACGCACCCUCUGGACUGCCUCAAAGUGAUCGUGCCGGCCGUGUUGUACGUCAUCCAGAACCAGUUACUGUUAGUAGCAGCAGCAAAUUUGGAAGCACCUGUACUCGGCUUAUUUGGCCAAUUAAAAAUACUGACGACAGCACUGUUCUCCGUAGCUCUACUGGGCAGAACGUUGGGGAAGAGAAGGUGGGUCGCCCUCGUCGUAUUAACCGCAGGAAUAGCCACGGUCCAAACGUCGCAGAUGCACUCGGACGGUUCCGGCGACGCGGGUGAGAAAAAUGUACCGUUAGGGCUGAUGAUGAUCUCCGUCGUCGCGUCGUUGUCAGGCUUCGCGGGCGUGUAUUUUGAGAAGGUGCUGAAGGGGUCACCAAUAUCUCUGUGGACGCGCAACGUCCACCUCGCGCUGUUCUCCGUGGCGACGGUCGGAUUGCAAGUCGUUUCCGGUGAUUUCGAGGAGGCCUGCCCCCAUUCACUGAUAGAGUACUUAGUACAAGGUCUAGGACCCGUGGCCUGGGCCUACGUCGUCAUCCAAGCGGCGGGCGGCUUGUUAAUUGCGGCGGUCAUCAAGUACGCGGACAACAUUCUGAAGGCGUUCGCUACUUCAGUUGCUAUUUUAGUCAUUGCCCUGGUGUCGUCGAUGUUCUUCGGCUUCGCGCUGUCGUCGCUGUUCUUCCUUGGGGCAUCUGGAGUCAUCUACUCCAUCUUCCUGUACGGGGAUUUGCUCAAGGACUUGGGGCCCUGCGGGAAAUGUCCUUCGUGGUUAGGAGGCCUGGAGCGGCCGAGUACUCCGCGGGGGGUUUAAAGUGUGCGUGACAUAU